AUGCUCAUGAUGAAGCUAAGGCUCUCGCAGACUUUGGGCCUUUUAGGCACCGUGGCUGUUGUCGCUGCGGCAUUUCUCCCUCUCUCCCUUUCCACAAAAACUACAACUUUCGUGGCUGUGCGCCAAGUGCUGCCGUCCCAGGCCAUUUUACCCGAAGACGUCAGAGUGACUACUCGGAGUGACGGUCUCUUCUUUGAGGAUGCAGAGAUAACAGGAAGAGUCCCAGAUGGCACAGCUGUCCUUGACGUUGGAGAGGCAGCUGGUGCUGAUCGCCUCCGGCUGUACGUUGUGAACUACGAGAAAGGAGACCUUUUGGAGAGUGUGUUCACCGAUUCCGGUCUUUCCGUCUUCUGCGACGGUCGUUCCUAUCGCCGGUGCUUCACACGGCCGAACGAGACCGCCGUGGAAUAUCUUCGCCACUCGACCGUCAUAACAGCUGAAAGUGGCACUCAGCUCAUCUAUUUGUCCUACCCUAGUGGGGGUAGUAUCCUCAAAAGACACUCUGAGGUCAAACUACUGGCCUCCUCCUACGCCCACGGCCAGUUCAAGGGGGAAGUAGACAUGACUGUGUUGAAGUGCACACCGUUUGGAAGGGUGGAUUUCCCGAGUCAAUUUGAUCCUUCGUCCAACUCCAUUGUAACUCAGAGUGAAGGGGACCUCCAAUUUUGCGAGGUUACGCCACCUCUUGUUAUGGGGAAGCAAGCGGUGGCAAUCACCGUGGAGGCAAAGCUAACAGGGCAGCCUGCAACUUGCGACUUAUUAAAAGACAACCAGGAUCCGCUCUUCUCCGUGAAACGCUUUGACCCCGUAAUAGGAAGCUUCAGGGGAGAAAAUGUCUUUUCGUAUGCCUUUAUUGGGGGCAGCAAGGCUUUUGUUCCAGUUAAGGUCCAGACCUUCGCUGAAAGUGAAUUGGGAGCCCCCUGCUCCUCAAGAAAUUUCAUGCUCCCAUACCAGCGCAACUACAUGCUUCACACUGAAGUAGAGCAUGGAACUCCCCUUGCGUGCCACACACUCGCGCUUUCUCCUCUCAAAGGCGUUGCGAGGGAGGCACUGGUAAUGAAAAUUCACGGUAGCAACUUGUGGAUGGAAGUCCCAGCUGGAACUGUUCUUGCGCUUGCUGAAGAAAGCAGUACCCAAAUGAUAUUUAAACUUUUCAGUUAUCAACCAACCUUCUCUACACCUUUCGAUCUUCACGUAAAAGAGAUCCGUGCCAUGGCUGAUGAUACCGAGCUCGGUCCAGCCGUGAUCUCCAUCGCCGAGUCUUCAAACGGAGCAGGCGCAGCCGUGCUAUAUCAGCAGAUCGAUGACAAGAUGGUUUCCAUUGGCUAUCUGCAGGAUGGCAUCUUUGCUGGGGGCCCUAAUUUGACUUUCUACACGCCAGACGCACUAAACGACGAAAAAAUAUUGGAAUACAGGGUGCAGCAAAUGCAGAGAGGAUCAUCUAUUUUGCUUGGCGACCUCUCCGAAUACAACACAGCUCCGCAUGGAAUACCAGCCAUAGUAGAAGGACAGGGUGUUGACGAGGCCCUGUUCGAAAUAAACCAAAAAAUAGGCAGUGGGCAACACUCUGUGGUGCUUACACUUCCACUAAACAUGCUGGAUUCUCCCACAAGUAAAGGACUGCUUCUGCAAUUGCGAAUUGGUGUGGCUUUGAUGGUGGAAGACACCACGGCUCUCUACCGGCCCCUGUCCAACCGCAUAACUUUUCUCGGGACAGCUGUCCACACUCUUCACAAGAUCCUUGGAAGCGGCCAUUGCAGCAGCUGCCUAGAGGGAAAAGGCGGAUGCAGUUUUUGCAGAGCAGUGAUGUUCAGGGAUUUUGUAUACGUAAAGAUCCAAGGGCUGGGAAUUAAUAGUGAGACGAUGCCCGACUCUCAUUCUUGGGCUGAAUUCAGGGGGCAAGAUUUCCUUGCUUUCGUGACCGGGGAUUCGUCCAACAGAAAGCAUGCUUCUCAGCUGAAGAAUUACGCGACUACCUGCCUGAAUGCGCAUAUCAUCGGCAUGGCACUGAAAGAAAGAAGCAACUCUUCAUAUUGCCCUGGAAUGGACUCCUACCUCAGGAGCAUCGUAGAGAGAACUCCAGUGGCAGAUUUCGCCUCCCUGAUGAACACCGCGGAGUUCAGAGAUGUUGUUCUUGAGGGUUGCAAUGUUCGAGUGGAAGACGCCGUCACAUCGUGCGCUGAGGGGGACGGCGAAAUGCAUGCUUUGCGGCGACUACCUGAGAUCAAACAAGUUGGUCGAAGUGCCAUUUACGAAUACCUGCGCUCCCUCCUCUUUCCAGUUCUCACGGCAAGCAUUGAAGAUGAGCUUGCGACAGCAGAUUUGAGCGACAAACCCUCUGUUCUCUCAGCGGCCCCAAAUCUACGCGAGCUUCUGAAUUCCCUUCUAGGCGUGUCGAGGGGAAACGGGGAUCGCCCUGUUGCAGAUUUUCUAUUCCGCGAUGAGGCCAGGGAUCAAGCGGCUGCUGCUAAUUCCGGGAUUGAUGCGGCUGUCGCUGCCAAGGGUCACAAGCCUUCCUCAGGCUCAGCAUUUUACGCCGGCCUUUGGUACCAGACCAAAUGGGGUUUAACAUUGCUUGAAAAUAUUUUGAAAGGCCCAGGGACAAGCAGUCAGAAAGACGACAGAGACGCCGAAAUCUUACAAAAGGUGCGGGAAUACGCUAAAAGGUUAUUACAAGAGCCAGAAAAGUAUUCACUUAUUGUAACAGCACUGUCGUGGCCAGCAAACAAGUUGCCGGAAACUGUUGUGGAGGCCAAACAAUUUGUUGGAGCAGCAACGAUUCCGGAGAGACACGUUGCUGAGGGAGCGUUGCCUUUUACCAAACGAAUCAGCUACAACAUGCCGGAUAUCUAUGGUCGGGUCUGCAAAAGGCUCGGAUGGGCCUCCACCCGGCUGCCUAACAGCGCCGAGGAAGCAGAAGCCUUUGCUUUGACAUUGCGCGCCAAUUGCCUGUGUGUACGGUCAUCUGCGCUUGACCGAUGCUACAUCGACGCACUAAAGUCGACAGAAGAUCUCAUCUUCAGAUUGUCGCUUCUCUUCCCUUCUGCCAUUGCUGAGCACGUCAAUCGAAAUACCAGAACUCUGACAACAGAAGCAGCAGCCCUCUGCACCUCAGUGGGCAUCUUUGUUACGGCGUGGCAGCAGCAGCAAGUAGAGGCUGGAUUCGAGCAUGCGAAUGGCCGCCUUGCCCAUUCCAUGCUCAUAGAGAGGCUGAAAAACGCUGGAGACUACACUCUCACUAGUAUUGACGAAAACGGUGUAGAGGAUGCAGCGGCGUACAACAGGAAGAGAAAGGAACUAAAUAAACACUUCUCUGGUCGACCGAUGAAGACGUGUCUAAGCCUGAUCAAUGCUGGAGGAAAGGUGGCUUACGCGCCCUCUGGCAGAAAAGGCGGAAAAAGAGCAGCUCGCUCUCUUUACGGAGGGAUAGUAAACACUUUAGGAGUCAGCGCACUCAAUGUGAACCACUUAGUGCAGCAAAUCCUUGACCUAGGUGUCGACAAGCCACGCCGCUCUCGCCCUCCUCACCCUUUAACGGCUGUUUUUGCUGCGCUUCGGAUCAGCAAUAGAUUCAAGAACUGCUUUGGUAAUUCAAAAGAAAUGACACUCCGUUCUUGGUACCUGAUGCAUCUGGAGGGAGACAACAUUUUGGGCCGAGUUAAUAGCCACAGGCUUGGGGAGGAGCUUGCAUCUGCCACCUACAGUUUCGCUACAGGCCCAGCCGCUGAUAUUUUUGAUAGAGUUUUCAAGACUCUGAUGGCAACUGUUACUACCCAGUGGGAAGACGCCAACGCAUUUAAAAGCUUGAAAGAGUACUCCCCAGCUAGUGGGGCCCUGAGGAUACCAGAAGUUGCACCUGAAGACUUCGAAACUUCUGCAGACAACUGGGGAACGACGACGCUACAAUACUCACCAAGGCUCCUCAGCCAAGCAUCGACAUCCUCUACUGAUUGA
This is a messenger RNA of Eimeria acervulina, 3954 nucleotides long. RefSeq lists its product as hypothetical. The coding region runs from base 1 to 3954 and encodes 1317 amino acids. The transcript has 22 exons. NCBI's taxonomy places the organism in Eukaryota, Apicomplexa, Conoidasida, Eucoccidiorida, Eimeriidae. The record is from RefSeq and is a predicted model, not a curated record.